This is a messenger RNA of Hyla sarda, 3856 nucleotides long. Its product is annotated as semaphorin-3F-like. The transcript has 19 exons. NCBI's taxonomy places the organism in Eukaryota, Metazoa, Chordata, Amphibia, Anura, Hylidae. Gene Ontology annotation, biological process: neural crest cell migration; semaphorin-plexin signaling pathway; negative regulation of axon extension involved in axon guidance. The coding region runs from base 1017 to 3251 and encodes 744 amino acids. The record is from RefSeq and is a predicted model, not a curated record. Gene Ontology annotation, molecular function: chemorepellent activity; semaphorin receptor binding.
UAUAUAUAUAUAUAUAUAUAAAAAAUGUUUUUUUUGUUGUAACUGCAAAUAUUUGUGUGAACAUAGCCUUCGAUGGGCUAAUGGUGACGGCCACUUGAAGGUCACAUCCCGAACCUAUUCACUUUCAUUAGUUACAGUGCAGUAUUUGGCCACGCAGUUGAGGUCCUGUAUAGCCAUAGUGUUAUCAGAUUUACAUCUUAGUGAACAUUGAGGUAUUUAAAGGGGUACUCCGCCCCAAGACAUGGUAUCUCCUUUCUCCGGGCCGAGGCAGCAGGCACCGUGGCGUCACACUAUGCCCCCUCCAUUCAUGUCUAUGGGAGGGGGCUUGAAGGCUAGUACACGGCCAUGAUGUUUCCUCCAAUAGACAUGAAUGGAGGGGGCGUGGCGGCUAUCGCAGGGGUCCCCAGCGGCCGGAGGCUAGGGGAUAACAUCAGGCUAGCGGAAAACGUCUGAUCAUGGGGGUCCAGCCGCCGGGGACCACCACGAUAGCCGCCACGCCCUUUGUGUCCACCUUUUGGAUCCAAGCGCCCUCUCUCCUGCCCAGAAGAUAGGUGUAGGCCCUAGAGGUUGGAUAUUUAUGGCAUAUCAUGUGGAUAUCCCAUAAAUAUCCAGAUGGGAAUAACGUGCCCCUAGAAAGAGAGAAAAAACUUAAGAAAAAGUUUUUGUCACAUUUUAGCUUUUACUUGUUUGAAUAGUUUCCUUUGUAUCUCUUUUUUUUCCACUCACAAUUAUGGUAUCUUUCCCUUCUAAUUUCCUCUUUCUGCUUCCUAAUCUUUCUCCUUCCUUUCCCCUUCCCUGUCUAUAGCUUUUCAUGAAUGGAGGACCAUUACAUUGUCCUUAAUAAAAGCCUAUUGACACAUUGUUGAAGUUUAGAGAGACACCUGUACUUUUCAUUUCAUCCUCAGGGUCCCAGUCCAGUCAGCCAUGAAGAGAAAAGCCUGUGAGCAGCUGGCCGGAGAUGUCGUACGCCCUCAUUUUGUUGAAAAAGAAAAGGAGGGAAAAAGUGUAGCGGCAACAUGCUGGUGUCUGUGCUGCCGUCUUUACUUCUCCUGCUUCUCAGUUUUUCUGUGAGGACAUGGACCUCCAGACCGGCACGUGUCUACCUGUCAUACAAAGAGCUCAUGGAGUCUCGCACGGCUCGUUUCUUCAGCUUUGGCUUCAACACCAGCGAUUAUCGGAUCCUCCUCCUAGACCAGGACCAGGACCGCAUGUACGUAGGGAGCCGCGACUACCUGGUGUCAAUGGACCUUGGCAACAUCAAUCGGGAGCCCUUAAUUAUUCAUUGGCCCGCUGCCCCGAGUUGGCAAAAGGAAUGUCUCAUGGCCGGGAGGGGGAUGUCCGGGCAUGCUGGGAGUUGUAGUUUUGCAACAGCAGGAGGCACCUUGAUUCAUUGGCCCGCUGCCCCGAGUCGGCAAAAGGAAUGUCUCAUGGCCGGGAGGGGACGUGCAGAUGAGUGCGCCAACUACCUGCGUGUCAUUCAGCCGCUGAACCGGACACAUCUCUACGCGUGUGGGACAGGUGCCUAUCAGCCUCAGUGCACCCUUAUCUACCGGGGCUGGAGGUCAGAGGUGAGGAAUGUGACAUCGCUGUGGGAGAGACAGGAUUAUGUAUUCCGAAUUAUUUCUGGUUCUCACGAAUCCGGAAAAGGGAGGUGCCCCUAUGAUCCCAAGCAAGAAAACAUGGCCACUAUUAUUGAUGGGGUGCUGUAUGCUGGGGUGCAGGUGGACUACAUGGGGACGGACUCUGCAAUUUUCCGUACAAUGGGUCACAGACUUCCGAUCCGCACAGAGCAGUAUGACUCUCGCUGGCUGAAUGACCCUGUAUUUGUGGGAUCGCUGGUGGUGUCCGAGAGCAGCUUCAAAGAAGACGAUAAACUAUAUAUCUUAUUCCGAGAAAGGAGUCUGGAGGGGGAGAGCGGCCCCGCUAUGGUAUCACGGAUUGCCCGGAUUUGCUUGAAUGAUGAAGGCGGGAUGCGUUCGCUGGUUGGAAAGUGGACAUCCUUCCUUAAGGCAAGGCUUGUGUGCUCCGUCAUUGGUCCAGAUGGAGUGGAAACAUCUUUUGAUCAGCUACGGGAUAUAUUCAUCCAGCAGACUCAGGACAAGCAGAACCCCCUGAUUUAUGGGGUGUUCACCACAUUAGGUUCCGUGUUCCGGGGCUCUGCCGUCUGUGUGUUCUCUCUUGCUGACAUCCGUGCAGUGUUUAAUGGGCCAUUCGCACACAAGGAGGGACAUGGGUACCAGAUGACUGCGUAUACAGGGAAAACCCCCUAUCCCCGACCUGGAGCGUGUGCAGGUGGAUUCUCUGUCACCGGCAUCCACUCCAGUAAGCUUUUUGGGGAGGAUGUGCUUAGAUUUGUACGCACACAUCCCCUCAUGUAUACCUCCGUGUACCCCGUCCACCGGAGGCCUCUGCUCCUGCUGUCAGAUGCCUUGUACACGUACACUAGCAUUGCUGUAGACACUGUGCCCGCUGCUGAUGGGGAGUACACGGUCCUGUUUUUGGGCACUGAUCGUGGUACAGUGCAGAAGGUGAUGAUCCUGCCCAAAGGUCCUGAGGAGACAGAAGGCAUCACUCUGGAGGAGGUGGAAGUGUUUAAGGUGCCAUCCCCUAUUAAAAACAUCAAAAUUUCAUCUAAGAGGCACCAGUUAUACGUCUCUUCAGAUGUGGGGGUGACACAGCUUUCUCUCCAUCGCUGUCCAGUCUACGGGAAGACUUGUGCAGACUGCUGUCUCUCCAGGGACCCUUAUUGUGCCUGGGACGGGAAUACAAACGCCUGCGCACGUUACACCCCAUCACCCGUGCGACGGAAUAGGCGACAGGAUGUUAAACAUGGCGACCCAAUGAGGCAGUGCCGAGGCUACAACAUGCAAGUAGAUCGAGGGGUCUCGGAGAAGUUGCAGAUAGGAGUUGAAGGGGGAACUGUAUUUCUCCAGUGUGACACAAACUCUCCCCUGGAAAGUGUCACGUGGUUACUGCAGAGAGAAGGAACCCAGCACCGAAAAGAGGUCCGUCUUCACCCUAUGGAAGGAGGCGCCAUUCUACGCUCUGUACAGAUCAAUGACGCAGGCCUCUAUACCUGCCUGGGGACAGAAAAUGGUUUCCGGCGCUCACGUAGCAAAAUAAGACUAAGUGUUCUACCCCGCGAAAUGUUAGAAAAACUGACAGCUGCCCCCACUAUGCUCCCAUUGGCAGCACAGUGCCCACCCACCCGCGGCAGGCAGAAAUCAAGAGCACAAGCGGAAAGGAACUGAGGGGGGUUCAAGUAUGGACGUACCCGUAAGGAGAGAGCUGGCCGCCUGCAGCCCCACCGCCCAACUUUAUCAAACACAAGAGACUCCGACUGCUGGGAGACUGUGGAGGCGGCACCUUCCCUGCUGACUGGCAGACGUGCCGUCUAUAGGGAGCAGAUGAGUAUUGGUUUGUGUAGGGGGUGAAAGGUGUUAGUGGUAGUAAGACAUUCCAGAACGAUACUUUGUAUAGAGAAGCGUGUGAGUGAGUAUGUAGUGAGCGUGUGACGUAUUCCUAUUUAUCACAAACACUGGAUGCCAGAUUUCUUGUUUUUUUGCCCUGUGAGAGGCUGCCAUGUUGUGUACCCAUUCUCGGCCUCAUGUAUUCGAUUUCCUGCACAAGAGAUUGAGUUGCACCACAUUGAACUGGACAGAUGCCAGGCGACACUGCUGGCCCUCCUGUAACUAGUCAUAUCAGGUCACAAACUGCAGUAAGAUAUUAAAUCUAUUUUGUAUCUGGUCCUUGUUACAGUAUUUUCAGUGAACCCGUCAAGUCCCCGAUCUCCUGUGUUCCUGCUCACGUUUUUAUAUAUUUAUAUAUUUUAUCUUUUUGCUAAUAUCUUUGCCGU